Messenger RNA from Neltuma alba, 3027 nucleotides. Its product is annotated as cysteine-rich receptor-like protein kinase 26. Gene Ontology annotation, molecular function: ATP binding; protein serine/threonine kinase activity. The coding region runs from base 46 to 3027 and encodes 993 amino acids. Gene Ontology annotation, cellular component: plasma membrane. The transcript is spliced from 10 exons. Gene Ontology annotation, biological process: protein phosphorylation. Lineage: Eukaryota; Viridiplantae; Streptophyta; Magnoliopsida; Fabales; Fabaceae. The record is from RefSeq and is a predicted model, not a curated record.
UCUCAAACACUCCAUCCAGAAAAAUACGUACAUUUACAAAUAGCUAUGGUUUCUCCAAGGCUGAUUUCUCCUCUCUUCUUCUUUCUGAUCCUCAACCUAACCCUAAUAUCUCAUCACGGCACCAAUGCCCAGCAAAACUUCUUGAAAUUCUUCUGCGGUAACAGCACUGUCGACGAUGAUACCACCAAUAGUACCUUCAAAACCAACUUAAAAUCCCUUUUAUUUAACAUCUCUUCCGACACAAACAUCGACUAUGGCUUCUACAACUUUUCCUCCGGCCCAAACUCCGACAAAGUCAACGUUAUUGGUCUAUGCCGAGGAGAUGUUAAGGUACAAGAUUGUCGCAGUUGUCUCACAGAUUCAAGAGUUGUUCUUCUCCAAGUUUGUGCCCCUAAUGUUAGAGAAGCAAUCGGGUGGUACGAUAACUGCUUUCUCCGAUACUCCAACCGAACCAUAUUCGGCGUCAUGCAAACACAGCCAUAUUUCUAUCUGUGGAACACACAGGACGCGUUGCAGAAGGACCAGUUCAAGUUUGUGGUGACAGCAUUGAUGAAGUUCUUGAGAGAGAAAGCUGCUUCCGGCGACUCUGUCCGGAAAUUUGCGGCGGCGAACGCGACGGGACCGAGCAAUCAAACGAUAUACGGUCUUGCACAGUGCACACCGGACUUCUCGAGCAAGGAUUGCAAUAAUUGCUUGAAUGGGGCAAUCUCUGAAAUCCCGCAAUGUUGCGAUGGAAUGAAAGGUGGAAGAGUGGUAAGACCCAGCUGCAACAUUAGAUAUGAAACCUACAGUUUCUUCGAUCCUGCUGCUUCACAAUCUUUCACAUCACCGCCGUUGCCACAGUCUCCUCCGGCAGUUCUUGAUUACGUACCGAAACAAGGAAAGUGCAACUCACCCCGAGCUAUAAUUGCCGUGGGAGUGCCAAUUAUUGUGUUGUUGGCAGUGCUCAUCUUUGUGGGCCUACUUAAAGCCAGGAGAGCCAAAAAUAUCGCAACUAAUAGGUCAACAAAUAUUUCAUGUUCUGAGUUAAAGAAUGAAGUGCAGAAAGUGAAAGUGCAACAAGAACAGAGUAAAUUACAACAGCAACAGAUGAAUGUAGCUUUGGCAUUCCUACUUCAACACUUUGAGGGUCAGCUGCCAUCUGAGCUUGUUACCACGGGCGCUAUUGCCCAAUCAAACUUCUUAAAACUCAACUGUAUUGGGACUACUGAUGAUAGCAACAGUACCUUUCAGACUAAUCUCAAAAACCUUUUGAUGUAUAUCUCCAACACGCAAAUCGACUAUGGCUUCUACAACUUCUCUUCCGGCAGUAAAUCUGACAGGGUUAACGCCAUCGCACUCUGCCGAGGAGAUGUUAAGGAACCAGAUUGUCGCAGUUGUCUCACAGAUUCAAGGGUUGUCCUUCUCCAGGUGUGCCCUAACGUGAAGGAGGCGAUCGGCUGGUACGAUAACUGCUUCCUGCGAUACUCCAACCGAACCAUAUUCGGUCUCAUGGAAACAUCGCCAUAUUUCUACUGGUCGGACACACAUGAUGUGUUGGAGAAAGACCAGUUCAAGAGCGUGGUGACGAAGAUGAUGAAUCUUUUAAGAGACAAGGCUUCUUCAGGCAACUCUAUUCGGAAGUUUGCGGUGGCGAAUGCGACAGGUCCGAGCAAUCAGACGAUAUAUGGUCUAGUACAGUGCACGCCAGACUUGUCACAGAACGCUUGCAGAGCUUGCUUGAAUGUAACAAUCUCGGAAAUUCCGAAAUGUUGCAAUGGAAUGAAAGGUGGCGGAGUGCUGCAACCAAGUUGCAGCAUUAUAUAUGAGACUUACCUCUUCUUUGAUCUUGCGGCUGCACAACCAUUCAUAUCAUUACAGUCGUCGCCGUCUCCUCUUCUGCCAUUGCUCCUCCAACGGCACCCAAGAAAGGUAUCAAUAUUUGCAUGCAGAAAGAGAAACACGACAGGAAUUGUUGUUGCCAUAGUUGUGUCAACUGUUGCGUUCAUCGCACUGGUCAUCUUCAUCGUUAUCAUUAAAGCCAGGAGGUUAAAGAACACUAUCCGAACCGGAGAAGAUGAAGAUGAAAUCAUGACCGUUGAUUUUUCUGAUGCAAAUAAGCUUGGACAGGGUGGAUUCGGACCUGUUUACUUGGGCAGGUUAUAUAAUGGACAAGAGAUCGCUGUAAAAAGGUUGAGUAGAGAUUCUGGGCAAGGUGAAAUGGAGUUUAAGAAUGAAGUGUUGCUGGUGGCCAAGCUACAGCAUCGGAAUUUAGUGAGGUUACUUGGUUUUUGUCUCAAAAAAAAAGAAAAGCUCCUUAUUUACGAGUUUGUUGCCAACAAAAGCCUUGACUGCUUCAUCUUUGAUUCCGUCAAAAGGGUGAAAUUGAAUUGGGAAAAGCGCUACAAAAUCAUAGAAGGCAUUGCCAAAGGCCUUGUAUACCUUCAUCAUGAUUCUCGAAUAAGAAUUGUUCAUCGUGAUCUCAAAGCAAGCAACGUGCUCUUAGAUAAAGAGAUGAAUGCUAAAAUAUCAGACUUUGGUAUGGCAAGAUUAUUUGCGGUAGAUCAAACUCAAGCCAAGACAAGUACAGUUGUUGGGACCUAUGGAUACAUGGCACCAGAAUACGUGAUGAAUGGAAUGUUUUCAACUAAAUCAGACGUCUUCAGUUUUGGAGUAUUGGUUUUAAAAAUUAUAAGUGGCCAGAAAAACUGUCGAUUUCAGAAUGGAGAAAAUGAGGAGCACGUAGUAAGCACGGUUUGGAAAAACUGGACAAAAGGGACAUUGGCAAAUAUUGUGGAUCCAACGUUGAUGGAGGAUGCUGGGUCAAGAAGUGAAAUAAUGAGAUGCAUCCACAUAGGGUUACUGUGUGUUCAAGAAAAUGCAGAACACAGGCCAACAAUGGCUUCCAUUGUUCCAAUGCUGAGUACUCAUUCCAUCACUCUUCCUGUUCCUUCAGAACCUUCAUUUUAUAUCUGGAGAAGUUUACCAGGAAUCAAAUCAGCCGGAUCAGUAAAUCAGCUUUCAGUUUCAGAGCAAUAUCCUCGGUAG